This is a messenger RNA of Diplodia corticola, 2019 nucleotides long. Its product is annotated as phenol hydroxylase. The record is from RefSeq and is a predicted model, not a curated record. Lineage: Eukaryota; Fungi; Ascomycota; Dothideomycetes; Botryosphaeriales; Botryosphaeriaceae. Gene Ontology annotation, molecular function: FAD binding. The transcript has 5 exons. The coding region runs from base 1 to 2019 and encodes 672 amino acids.
AUGCCUGCACCAACGAUCUCAGAGACAAGAUGCGAUGUUCUCAUCGUGGGCGCCGGCCCCGCUGGCCUCGUGACGGCCGCUUGGAUGGCGCGUUGCGGCAUCGAUGCCCGCAUCAUUGACAAGCGGGGUACCAAGAUUUUCGCCGGUCAGGCUGACGGCCUGCAAUGCCGUAGCCUUGAGAUGUUCGACAGCUUCGGCUUCGCACACCGGGCCUGGCGCGAAGCCAACCACAUGCUGGAGGUAUGCAUGUGGAACCCGGACGAGAAGGGCAUUAUCCGACGCUCUGAUAGGGUGCCGGAUACGCCGCCGGGCAUCUCCCGCUUCACCGAGUGUGUGCUGCACCAGGGCCGCAUCGAGCGCUUCUUCUUGGACCACAUGAAGGAGCACUCAAACAUCGAGGUCGAGCGUGGUGUUCUUCCCGAAUCCUUGGAGAUCAACGAAUCACUGGUUGAUGAUGACUCGGCUCAUCCACUCGUGGUCAAGCUGCGUCACUUGUCUAACGAGGAGGCUACGCCUGCACAAUCAUUGGCUUCUGACGACGUCAAGGCUUCAGAUGGGCUGUUCAGGAGCAACUUGUCCCCAGAUGACACGGACGACUUGUUGCGGAAAAGUUCGGGAAGGGAGGGCACGUCCGAGAUAUUGAGGGCCAAGUACAUGGUUGGUUGUGACGGCGCACACAGCUGGACCAGGAGGCAGUUGGGCUUUGAGCUGGAAGGAGAAGCAACUGACUACAUCUGGGGCGUUCUUGCGGACAUCAGGAACCGUUGCAUUAUCCACAGCGCCAAUGAUGGGAGUCUCAUGGUGAUUCCUCGGGAGAGGGGCCUCGUUCGCCUAUACAUCCAGCUCAAGGAAGUUGUUCCUGACGCAAGCGGGAGGGCGGACAGGUCAAAAAUCACCCCCGAGCUUAUCAUCAGGGCGGCACAAAGGAUCAUCAGCCCAUACAAGCUGACUUACGACUACUGUGAAUGGUGGACCGGCUAUCAGAUUGGACAGCGAGUUGGCAAGAACUUCGACCUCCACCAACGCGUCUUUCUUGCAGGGGAUGCUGUCCAUACGCACAGCCCCAAGGCAGGCCAAGGCAUGAACGUCUCCAUGGCGGAUGCCUACAACCUAGGUUGGAAAAUCGCCUCUGUUGUCAAGGGUCGCUCACCGCGCACCAUCCUCAAGACCUACCAGUCUGAGCGCCGCCGCAUCGCCCAGGACCUGAUCAGCUUUGACCACAAGUUCUCUCGUCUCUUCAGUGGCCGGCCAGCAAAGGACAUUCUGGACACCGAGGGGAUCAGCAUGGACGAGUUCAAAGAGACGUUCCGCACAGCGCACAUGUUCACCAGCGGCCUCAGCGUCGACUACGGGGCCUCGAUGCUCGUGGCCAAAGCUGGUAGCGCAGUGAAGCAGGGCGACGGCACUGACGUACCGGCGAGCCAGGCGAGCACCAAGCAGGUGGUCGGCAAGCAGCAUCUGGCAACCAAUGUGCCAAUGGGCAAGCGGUUCCCCAGCUUCAAGGUGCUGAACCAGUCAGACACGCGGCCGUGGCACCUGGCCGAGCGCCUCCCGGCAGACGGCCGUUUCCGCAUCAUCCUCUUCGCGGGCAACGUGCUGUCUGGCGGGCAGAAGGAGCGCAUCGACAAGUUUUGCGCGGCUCUGGAUGCGCCGGGCUCGUGGCUGCAUCGCGUCACGCCGGCGGGCCAGAAGAUCGACUCGGUGGUGGAGAUUCUGACGGUGCACAGCGCACCGCGCCGGGAGACGGAGCUGCUACGGGACUUCCCCAGCCUGUUGCAUCCAUUCGACGAGAAGAAGGGCUGGGACUAUACGAAGGUGUACGUCGACGACGAGAGCUACCACGAGGGCCACGACCACGCGUACGAGAAGUACGGAGUGGACGGCGAGAGAGGCUGCGUGGUGGCGGUCCGGCCGGACCAGUAUGUUGGCUACGUCGGCGAGCUGGAGGACGUGGGCGAGCUGGCGGGGUAUUUCGGCGGCUGCUUGCUCGACGCGCGGGCGACGGCGGGUGUGGAGUAG